UGGAAAGGAAGGGCAGGGAGAAGAGCAGUACUUUGCAACUGGCUCUUGUUUUGGCUGGAAAUGUCUUCAAAAGGAAAGAGAAAGAGCUCCACUUCAAUUAAGGAAGGAAGGAAGAAGCAAAGGAAAACCAUCAAUCUUGAUUUGAAAAUGAAGAUCAUCAAAGCGCACGACGAGGGGAAGAAGGUGAACAUUAUAGCACAAGAAGAAGGGCUGGCCCAUUCCACCAUCUCCACUAUUCUGAAGGAUAAGGAAAGGAUCAAAAAAGCGAUUAAAGGAGCAUCAGGAACAGAUGCCAUUAUAACAAGACAUCGAACAGGCCUCAUCCACGAAACAGAAAAACUACUACUACUUUGGAUUGAAGAUCAAAUCCAAAAGAGGAUUCCGAUUAGCCUUUCUCUCAUUCAGGCAAAGGCACGCAGCAUUUUCACAACACUGAAAGAAAGAGCAGGUCAGGAGUGCACCGAAGUCUUCACUGCCAGCCGUGGCUGGUUUAUGCGGUUUCAGCGAAGAUUUAAUUACCACAGCACACGCAAGUCACGUAAAGGUACAAGUGUUGAUGAAGCUGCCAAACGUUUUCUGGAUGAACUAGAUGAUAUUAUUGCAAAGGAGAGCUAUUUGCCUGAACAGAUAUUCAAUGUGGAGGAAACCUGGUUAUUCUGGAAAAAAAUGCCAGAGCAGACCUAUAUCCACAAAGAGGCCAAAGCAAUGCCUGGAUAUAAAACAUUUAAGGAGAGAGUAAUCUUGCUAUUGGGUGGAAAUGUCUCCGGAUUCAAGCUGAAGCCAUUUCUGGUCCACAAAUCGGGGAACCAUCGCGCAUUCAAAAACAUAUGCAAGCGCACACUGCCCAUUUAUUACCGAUCCAACCAGAAGGCUUGGAUGACACAAGUCCUCUUUGAGGAUUGGUGUAUGAAUUGUUUUAUACCUCAAGUAAAGGAAUAUUGCUUGCAAAAAAAGAUUCCUUUUAAAAUUCUCCUGCUCCUUGACAACAGACCUGGACAUCCUCCACAUCUUCAUAAUAUCUAUCCAGAUGUAAAAGUGGUUUAUCUACCCAAAAACACCACGCCUCUCUUACAGCCUAUGGACCAGGGAGCUAUCACAAUAUUUAAAGCAUACUAUUUACGUGCAAUGUUUGCCAAAGCCGUCAAUGCAAUGGAGGAGGAGAAGAGGGUGACGUUGCGUGAGUUUUGGAAAAACUAUAAUAUCCUCCAUUGUAUCAGAAACAUUGAAGCAGCGUGGCAGGAUGUCACUGUAAAAUGCAUGCAAGGGAUUUGGAAAAAGUGUUUAAAAUGUUACCCUGUUCUGGUAAAUAAUUUUCAAGGAUUUGACCAUAACAAAGAUUUGGAUGAAAUAAAUAAGGAAAUUUUGACACUUGUGAAAUCCCUUGAUUUAGAAGUCAAUGCUGAAGAUGUGAAAAGUUUGAUAACCUACACUGAGGGAGAACUUUCAAAUGAGGAUUUAAUCGAACUGAAAGAAGAAUUGGAAGCACGAAGGGUCAAGGAAGAAGAGGAGGAGGAGGAAGAAGAGGAGGAGGAGGAGGAGGAAGAAGAAGAAGAAGAGGAAGAGGAGGAGGAGGAGGAACCAGAAGAAGAACCAGAAGAGGAACCGGAGGAGGAACCAGAAGAGGAGGAGGAACCACAGGGGGAGAAACCAAAAGAGGAGGAAGAAGAAGAGGAGGAGGAACCAGAAGAACAACCAGAGGAGGAGAAGGAAAAAAAUGUAGAAAUUCAGCCCAAAAAGUUCAAUGUGAAAGCAUUAGCUGGUGUUUUCUUGGGCAUUAACCAAAGUUUAUCAAAAUUACAAAGUAUGGAUCCAAAUGUAGAACGUUUUGGAAAGGUGUAUCAUGAUAUGCAUAAAAUCUUAAAGUGUUAUCAUGAAAUAUAUGAAGAAAAAAAGAAAAAAACUUGUGCAAACCAAAAUUCGUGAGUUCUUUAAGAAAGUUACUCCUUCCAUGGCUAUAAUUCCUUCCUCUUCCCCCUCCUCAUUUAGAGGAAUAGAAGAUUGAGACAAUCCUCAGCUAGCUAUCCCAAUAUAUCCAACUUUUCUAAAAACACAAGAAAAUACUAAUUUUGAAUGACUGAUAGUAAUGCUUACUAUACCGUAAUCGUAAAGUCUGGUUUUUUUUACUAAUUUCGUUAAAAAUGUUCAGUUCUUGAAAGAUAAAAGAAAUUGACUUUGGAAGUUCAAAGUAUAAUACAUUGCAGGCAUAUGAUUAUUCACUUAGUCACUGCUUUACUUCACUUAACUGAAGGGGAAGUACUGCAUAAUCAUACCAGUCACAGUCACGUAAUUUUCUACUUGGUGACCAAAUUGACAGUCCUAAUUUUCCUAAUUGUAGUCACUAAAGGAGGACUAAAAUUUUAAAAUUUCAAUUUUAAAUAAAAUAAACUAUAUAAAGGACUAAAAUGCAAGUUUCUUGUUAAGAUUUUAUUUAAACUAAGAAAAUGGCUUUAUAAGUGAAUGAUAAUUAUUAAGAUCCAAGAAUUUAGGCAGAAGAUUGAAGGAUUUGGAGGCUUCUGUAUAAAAUGCACAACAGUUUUGUUUUUGCAGCAAUGUCUUAAAAUCAUGUUAAAUCCAAAAUUAGUGGUUAUCACUAAUAUCAGCUGCAAAGCAUUUUCGCACUUGUGGCCCAUGACUUGGAAAGGUGGCUAAAUCUAUUGAAUGAGGACCUGUUUUUGCCACAAUCUUUUCCUCCACAUUUAAGGAAAGCAAUUAGUAUUUUUUCCACUCACUGAUCAUGCUUAAUGAGCAGAAAUGAAGUCAGAAGAACCCACCAAUCAUUUUCCUUUUAUUCCUUACAUUAAAAUCAGAACAGCACCAAUGUUACUCUUGUUCCUGUUGCAGUACCUGAUAAAACCAACUGAAUUUGUACUAGCUUGGUUUUCUUCUCUCUCAAGAAAGGGCAGACACACAUUAACAUGGUUGUGAGGAAAAAAAAUAUUUUGGAGUAAAACGCAUAGGAUUUCUUGUAACUGUCAUAUUGUUGUGUUGUCUUUUUUUUUUUUUUUAAGAUUCUCAGAUUUUAAUGUGUUGUAUACAGUCUUGGAAGAAGACGUAAAAAAAUAAGCUGAAAAACUGUAGCCGAACUUUUCAUUAUGUUGCACUUAUAUUGUGCUCGACAAGGAGUGAACGUAACAAAUAUUAGAAAAUCCUAUAAUAUGACACAUUAGUUGAUGUCGUUAAAUCAUACAGAAAUCCUUUCACAAAAGCUAAAUUAGAAAAUACUUAUCAUGCAAAUACAUGCAGCCAUUUCUCCAGAUGGAGCUGCUCCCAGUAUUGCUAUUUUUCCAUUCUAGGAAGAUCUAGAAUAGUUUACUAAAAUUUCAUUAUAUACAUAUGUGGCCAAAAGUAUUGAUACCCUCUGCUUUUUUCUUAAGAGUCACCAGUUUCCAUGAAAUAAGUUGAAACUGAUACAAGGAAAUGGCAUCUGCUAUUCUGUAGUCCACUGUCCCAAAGGCAGAUGCUUCGAUUUUGA
Messenger RNA from Notechis scutatus (mainland tiger snake), 3472 nucleotides. NCBI's taxonomy places the organism in Eukaryota, Metazoa, Chordata, Lepidosauria, Squamata, Elapidae. The record is from RefSeq and is a predicted model, not a curated record.